AUGAGAAAGAACGAUGCACAUCAUCUGGAGGAGCCGUACGUGGUUAAGGAUCUUUUCCACUUGCGUUCGGCGCUGAACUUUUCAAGCAAGUUCAUGCUGAACAUUACCGUCAACAAGAAGGUGCUAACAUUCGAGGUCGAUACUGGAUCCCCGGUGUCAUUGAUCGGUUCCCAAGAUAAGCAACGGUAUUUCCCUCACCUUACCCUUCAUCCUGCUGACCUCCGACUGGUAAGUUAUUGCGAUAAUGAAAUUUCGAUUCUCGGUAAAAUUUUUGUUAGCGUUGUUGCUAAUGGAGAUGAGACACUACUUCCUUUACACGUUGCGGAUUCCAGCCGUCACCCACUAGUAGGUCGAAACUGGCUUCGUGAUUCAAAUAUCGAUUUUAAUCGCAUUUUUAAACCUGGUACGCAUUCAAUGUCUCACUGUAGCUUGGUGCCGGAAGUUACCACGACUGCUUUAAAAAAUAUUUUACAUAAAUACCCUAACGUGUUUAAUGACCGUAUUGGCCAUAUUUCUGGUGUGCGGGCUACACUUACGAUCCGUGACAAUACUAAACCAAUGUACAUUAAAGCAAGACCAGUUGCAUUUGCAGUUCGCAAUGCCGUUGACAAGGAAAUCGACAAAUUAGUUAGUGAUGGUAUCUGGGAAAAGGUAGACCAUUCUAACUGGGCCACACCUGUCGUGCCAGUGCAGAAGGCAGGCGGUAGGGUGCGCUUAUGCGGAGAUUACAAAAUUACGUUAAAUCCCAACUUACUUGUCGAUGAUCAUCCCCUUCCAACGGUGGAAGAACUUUUCGCGACUGUCGCGGGUGGACAACGAUUUUCGAAAAUAGAUUUGUUGCAAGCUUACUUGCAAUUAGAAGUGCGUCGCGAAGAUAGAGAGUUACUUACCCUUAGUACAAAUCGUGGACUGUUUCGUCCAACGAGGCUCAUGUACGGAGUGGCCUCAGCCCCUGCAAUCUUUCAAAGAUUAAUGGAACAGAUCCUACAAGAUAUUCCGGGUGUGACAAUUUUUAUCGAUGACAUUCGCGUGACAGGUCCCGAUGACCGUACCCAUUUGCUUAGAUUAGAGGAAGUACUAAAAAGAUUAGAUGCUCAUAAUAUGUGA
Uranotaenia lowii is the source of this 1107-nucleotide messenger RNA. RefSeq lists its product as uncharacterized. The transcript has a single exon. Lineage: Eukaryota; Metazoa; Arthropoda; Insecta; Diptera; Culicidae. The record is from RefSeq and is a predicted model, not a curated record. The coding region runs from base 1 to 1107 and encodes 368 amino acids.